AUGGAGUACUUAAAGGAAUUGGCCGGUAAGUUAUGUACCAUUUAACAUAUUAAAUUUGUAUUGUGUGAGAUACUGUAUUAGAUACUUACUUUAAUAUUUUAAAAACAAAUAAUUUACCAAAAGAUGACAACAUCGAAGAGGCUACAGCUUGUGGCCCGAAAAAGGAAACCGGUGAUGAUGAGGCACCUAUUGAGUUUAUUGUUACACACAACAAAACCAAUUAUACUGUUUCCAUGCCGCUGUCGUCCACAAUAAAGGAACUGAAAGACAAAAUGUUCGACAUCAUAGGUGUGUCCAGCCAGGUACAAAAAGUCAUGGUUAAAGGUCUAGCAAGAGAUGACCAAACAUUAGAAUCGUUGAACAUCAAUUCUUCCUCCAAGAUUAUGGUAGUGGGCAAUAGAUUAAUAGAUAUAAUAGCAGCUGCAAGAGUUAAUGAGGUUUUUUAUACUAUUUUUUUGUUAAUUAUUAAUCAAUGCAUUUUCUACUAUUCAUGCGUUUUCUAAUAGGAUCCAAGCACUACCAAACCAAGCACAUCUGCUAAAGAACCAUUAUGCAAGUCAAAAUUACACUUGAAAAUGGUGGAAAAAGGUAUACCGGACAAUGCAAUGAUUGGAAUUUUAAAUAUUAAGGUAUGGUAUUCAUUAAUUUUGUUUUUAGUAUUAAUUAUAUUCUUAUAAAAUUACAACAAGAAAUAGUUAUAAUUUCUAAAUUAGUAGAGUAUAGAUUAUAGGUAACAAUUUAUUUCUAAAAUAGAUUGAUGAUGGAAAAUAAAUUUAAAAGAAAAAUGUGGUAACUAUUUGAUAAAAUAUAAUUAGAUUACCAAGUAUUAUCAUUAAUUUUUUUUUAAAUUAAUUAGACAUAAAAGGAAUAGUGUCAUCAAUUUUACUAUCCAAUAGUUUACUAAUUUCAAAAAAAUAUAUUUAGUUAUAUAAAUAUACAUAUAUAUUUAUAUUUAUAUACUAUUCACCUUUUUAUCACUUUUUACCAUUUUAUCUAAAAGAAUAAUAUGGAUGACUGUAGGUUUAUGAUCAUUAAAUAUUAUUUAAAAACGUAAAGAUAAAAUAAUUUAUGAACUAAGAUGUCAUUUUAUUAUUAGAUAUAUUUACUUUUUAAAUACCUAUCAUGUUUGCUAUAUUUUAUUUUACAUAAUAUUGUGUUCAAAUGCUGGAUUCUUAUACACAAGCUAAAACUGUUGAUACAUAAUUAUUUAAACAAUUAAAUUUUAAAUAAUAAUAUUAUUUUUUUUGGUUUUAGGAGUCAUUACCAAUACGCCCAUUAAGUGGAAUGCUUGAUAAAUAUGGGGCGAAAGUAAGACUGACAUUUAAACUUGAAUUGGAUGAACUCUGGAUAAGUACCAAAGAACGAACUCAAAAAUUACCUAUGGCUAGUAUUAAAAAUAUUGUGAGUGAACCGAUUGAAGGAUAUGAACAGUAUUAUAUAAUGGUACGUUAUCAAUAGUUUUAUAAAAUAGAAACCUAAAAAUAAAUAAUAAAUCUAUUUCAAAUGUUCACAUAAUUUCUUAGUUUAUAUGUUUGUAGUGUCAAUAAUUAUUACAAACAAUAAAUUCUUGAACAAUUAAAAAAAAGAACGAGGUACCUAUCCUUUUACCCAUGAAUUAAGCUUAAUUAGCAUUUUAAUUAAGUACCUAAUAGUGUAAGCAUAGUGAAAUCUGUGUAAUAAGAACAAUGGUUAGUUAGAAAAACCCAUUAAUUUAGACGAAUAUAUUUUACCAAAAUAUAUAUAAGGUAUAAUAUACCUUAUAACUUAUGACAGAAUUUUGGAUUUUUGGGAUUUAGGGAAAAAUGGUGUAUUUACAAUUUGCCCCAUUAGAUAGUGAAAUCUACUUUAUUGGCAUAUUUUAAUUUCAUGUUGUAAAUUACUGAGUACAUUCAGGGGUAAAAUGAUCUAUUAGGAAAAUGAAAUUUUUCAGAUAGCCUGACCCAUUCCAACACCUGGUUAACAGUUUUCCAGUAAUAAUGAUUUGUCCAUUAUUGAUAUUAAUAUUAUUGUAAAUUUUCAAUUGAAAAAAAAAAUUACUACAAACACAUAUUUUAAUAAAUUUUAAGUAUGUAAUUUCCAUCAUUUAAUUAUUUAUUUUCUAAAUAAUUGUGUUUUUUUUUUAUUUUGAGUAUAAUUAAUAUACACAAUAUUUUACAGUUGAUUUUAUGUUAAACCGCAAAGCUUGAAAUAAUUUUUUAUUAAAUUUGAAUAAAGAAGUAUAGUUCAUUGAUUAACUAAAUAAAAUUUUACUUAGUUAUAUAUUCUAGGCUCCAAAAAAAAAAAAAAGUAGUAUUGAAAUGAAUGUUAGGAGAACUAUAUGUUCAGUAUUUUAUUGUGAAGAGGAUCAUUUGAUUAAAUGUUUGUCAUGUAUUGUAAAUAUGUAAUAGGACUUCUACUAUUACUUCUACUACUAGAAUAUUUAGUAUAUUUAGCAUAUUUUGGAAUAUUUUAUAAGUUAUUAGAAAAAAAUACUAAUUUAUUGUAAUUUUAAAUUAUUAUUAAUAAUUUUAGUUUUGAUACAACUGAAAAAAGUAAUUUUACAUUCAUUAUAUAUAUAUAUUUAACAUUUUGCUAAAAUAAAAAAAACAUAUCAUAAAGCAGCAUUGAUUGUUUGCAUAUUUGCAAUAAAAUAUAAUAAAAUAUAAAUAAAAUAAUUUUUUAAUAAAAUAUAAAUUGAGAUAUUUCUAUAAAGUUACAAACUUAAAUAGGUGGUUAUUUUUUGUUUUUAAUGUAUUAUUUUAUCUAAUUUCAUGCAUUCAAUUAAACUUAUAGAAAUAAAGUGUUUUUUAACAUAUUUAUUUGUUAUUUUAUUUAUAGGGUUUUCAAUUGGACAAGACAGAAGCUUCUAAUUACUGGUUAUAUUGGGUACCAGCGCAGUAUGUGGAUUCCAUAAAACGGGCUGUGUUUGGUGGUUAA
Messenger RNA from Cinara cedri, 2916 nucleotides. Lineage: Eukaryota; Metazoa; Arthropoda; Insecta; Hemiptera; Aphididae. The record is from the annotation of a GenBank genome assembly.